ACCGCGGCGGCGCGUGGGGCCCGCGCGACCCGAGCGUUGGCGCCGGACGCGAUGGCGGAGCUCCCGGACUUUCUCUCGGCCCGGGACGUGGGAUCAUUUGCAUAUCUUACAAUUAAAGACAGAAUACCACAGAUCUUAACCAAGGCUAUUGAUACAUUGCACCGACAUAAAAAUGAAUUUUUUGAGGAACAUGGAGAGGUUGGCAUGGAAGCGGAAAAGAAAGCCAUUUCUCUUCUUUCUAAGUUACGGAAUGAACUGCAGACAGAUAAGCCCAUCAUCCCCUUGGUUUACAGUUGGGCCGAUACUGACAUGUGGAAUCAGUACCUGAAGUAUCAGGAAAGCCUUCUGAGUGGAAGUGAUGGGAAACCAAGUUGGUUUCAGUCACCAUGGUUGUAUGUAGAAUGCUACAUGUAUCGCAGAAUUCAUGAAGCCAUUAUCCAGAGCCCACCGAUUGAUGACUUUGAUGUGUUUAGAGAAUCCAAAGACCAAAACUUCUUCGAGUCCCAGGAGUCUGCCAUCACUUUAUGUACUCACUUGCAACAGCUGACAAGCUCUAUGGAAGACCUGGAUAAAAAUCAGCUGAAAAAUGAAUUUUUUAAACUUCUACAGAUUUCACUCUGGGGAAAUAAGUGUGACUUGUCUCUAUCUGGGGGAGAAAGCAGUUCUCAGAAGACCGACAUACUGGCUUCUUUGGAAGACUUGAAAGCUUUCAUCUUAGUAAAUGAUUUGGAGCAUCUCUGGUCAUUGCUUAGUAAAUUCAGAGAAAGAAGAGCAGAAACACCCGUAGUUAGAGUAGAUUUUGUUCUAGAUAAUUCUGGGUUUGAACUUAUUACAGACUUGGUAUUAGCCGACUUCUUGUUGUCCUCUGAAUUGGCUACUGAGAUCCAUUUUCAUGGAAAAAUGAUUCCAUGGUUUGUUUCCGAUACGACUCUACGUGACUUUACCUGGGUGUUGGAACAAGUGAAACGCAGUAAUCACAAGCACAUGGCCAAGUGUGGGGUUGACUGGGAAAAGCAUGUGCAAGUGGGAAGAUGGGUUUACCAGGAUCACGUGUUUUGGACUCUGCCUCAUGCCUACUGUGCCAUGUCCCAGGUCGCCCCUGACUUACAUGCCGAACUCCAGAAGGCACGCUUGAUUCUAUUCAAGGGCGACUUGAAUUAUAGGAAGCUGGCAGGUGACAGGAAAUGGGAGUUUACUGUUCCAUUCCACGAGGCUCUGAACGGCUUCCAUCCCGCACCUCUGUGCAGCAUAAGAACGCUCAAGGCGGAGGUUCAGGUGGGUCUGCCGCCUGGGCUCGCGGAGCAGCUGACGGCUUCCGACCCCGGCUGGCUGACCACUGGCAAGUACGGCAUAUUCCAGUUUGAUGGGCCAGUUUGACUCCGAGCAGGAGCACCAGCUGUGUAGAAAGGUCUUUGCUACCGGGCCGGACAGCAGCCCUUGAUUACUGGCUGCCCACGGGUGACCACGGCCUCACUGCACCGCUGUGGGAAUGGAGGAUUUUAAGAUACCGGCUGGUAUUUCCAUUUAAUGCUGGACUAUCAGACAGUAUCACAAGGUAAACCCACAGUUUCCAAUGGCUUUAAAAAAAACUUUGAUUUGGGCAAAAAGCAAAAUAUAAGCAAAUUAUCUUUUAUAAGUUAACUUUGCUUGAUUUCAUUUUCUUAGCAUACGGCAUGUAUUUAAUAUUCUAGGGACUAUGGAAUUUAAUUUAACCUAAUGUUCAGUUCCUAGAACAACAACUACUCAGUGAAAACAGACAUUUUAGUGGCUCUUUCUAAAAAGAGGCUUUUUUUUUACAACUGUGAUGCUUGAACAUGUAUGAGUGAAACUUACCUCAUAAGUGAAUUACAACUCCUGUUAUCCUUGAACCACUCAUUUCAGUAGCCUGCUUUAUUGCAUGUGUUUGUAUGUUGAUUGGCCUGAAAAAUGGAUGCAAGGAAGCACAAAAUUGAACAGUGAAACAAGUAGCAUUUGAAGAAGCACAUCCUAUGUAUGGUAGCUGUUAUCACCUGAGGUGAUUUUUGCCACUAAGCAUUUUAAAUGAACAAACUUU
Molecule: messenger RNA, 2053 nt
Organism: Perognathus longimembris pacificus (Pacific pocket mouse)
Lineage: Eukaryota; Metazoa; Chordata; Mammalia; Rodentia; Heteromyidae
Gene: Dcph1
Product: acidic residue methyltransferase 1
Exons: 5
Coding region: 52-1377 (441 amino acids)
Biological process (GO): DNA damage response
Cellular component (GO): cytoplasm; nucleus
Molecular function (GO): phosphatase activity
Source: RefSeq, a predicted model, not a curated record